Trichogramma pretiosum is the source of this 4497-nucleotide messenger RNA. Its product is annotated as zinc finger protein 40. The coding region runs from base 529 to 4194 and encodes 1221 amino acids. Gene Ontology annotation, cellular component: nucleus. The transcript has 8 exons. Lineage: Eukaryota; Metazoa; Arthropoda; Insecta; Hymenoptera; Trichogrammatidae. The record is from RefSeq and is a predicted model, not a curated record. Gene Ontology annotation, biological process: regulation of transcription by RNA polymerase II. Gene Ontology annotation, molecular function: RNA polymerase II cis-regulatory region sequence-specific DNA binding; DNA-binding transcription factor activity, RNA polymerase II-specific.
GUGUGUUUACCUAUAAUAAUUUAUAGGUCUAAAAAUUUAUUUGUAGAAUGUCGAUGAUGCCCUCGAAAUCAUUAUGCUGCUCAGCUGCAGUUGAAAAUAUUUUGUAAAUCACUAUACAAACCUUCUCAUGAAAAAAUAUUCGGAUUGAAUUGUUAUUUUAUAAACGUAAACAACUCAUAUUACGUAACCUCAACUUCGAUAAUCUCAUCUGUUCUAUCCGUGAAUAAAAUCAACAACUAAAUUUGCUAACUAUGAUAAUAUGAUAAUAUAUUAUAAACUUUAACAAUCAAAAUUUUGUGAUUUGAUAAAAACAGUGGUUUAUAAUUCAUUCAUCGAAAUUCUUUUAAUAUCCUAAAUGAUAUAUAUUGCAAUGAUAGUGAUUGUGGAUAUGCCUCGAACAAUUUAAACACACAGAAUGUAUUAAAAUUUUAAAUUUUAAGUUGAAAAGAUACAUAUCUAUAUAGUUUUAUAUAGAGCUGUAACCACAUCCAAUGCAUCAAUACCUAUGUAUGAAACAACAGCAUAGUUAUGACAGCAGAAAGAAAAGACUGUAAAUUGAAAAACUCCCUCAUUAUUGAAAACAGCAAUUUCAGAAAUUUUGUUUCGAGUAGAUGCUCCAAAAAAUAUCCAUCUACUUACAAUCAUUCUCCAUUCGGUAAUUCUAAUGAUGACCAAAGUAAUAGAAUUGGAUCUUUUCUACAAAAUGAGAAUCAUCCCUUGAGUAAAAUUAAUGAUGACGAACGAUUGAUGGAAAAAGUAGACGAUUCAAAAAAAAAUAUUAAAUAUCAACAUAAAAAAUUCAAAAAAAUGGCAUCGAGCGAAGAGAAUAAAACAAAUAGUGAAAUUCCUUGUGAAUUUUUAAGCUACAUUCGUAAAGAAAAUGAAAAUGAAAAUAUUAGUAUCGAUCAAUGUCGCAGUAAUAAUGUAAUCGGUGCAUAUUAUUUCCGUUUUAACUCUAAAUGCUCAUGCUACGAUUGUAGCCAUUCAUCAAAAUUCUCUCAUAUUUUUGGUAAAAAAAAAUAUACAUGCCUUUUAUGUGGAUUGAUCUUUUCAUCAGAUAUAAAUUUAAAAAAACAUCACAAGUACAGAAAACAUAAACCAUCUGCUCAGAAGUCUUUUCGGCCGAAGGUCGAAAAUGAAUUUUCGGUAGCAUCAGAGGAUUCAAAUUCCAAUUCAUCCAGUUCUUCAAAUUUCUUUAAAGAUUCAUGUGAAAACAACUCAGAUUCUUGUUCAAAAUCUUUAAAUUCGUGCAAAAAAAUCUAUAAACCAAAAUUUCACUCAUCGACGGAGACAUUUAGUAAAAACAUUAAAUGUUCAGAAUCAAUAGCACAACAAAUUCUUCCAAAUAAUCGAUCAUGCGAAAAUGAUGAUAAAGCAAUUCCAAUCAAUUCCGAACAAAAGGACUCUUAUCUACACAAUACAUUUUCAUUUGCACACAAUUCAAAUCAUGGUUAUAAUCGAGAAUAUGUCAAUGCAAAUUACAGUCGUAAACAAAAAUAUUUACUGCAUUCAUUUUUACCCGAUCAGACGAAACAAGUUAAAGUUAUUGAUAAAGUCAAUAAUUCGAUUGUUAUCAGUAGAACUGAUUUAGUGAAUGACGCAAGUAAAUUCUCAAUAAUAAUAAGUCCGCAAAACGCAAACACUUAUAAUUUUAAAAAUGCUCAAGAAAAUUGGGCAAAAGAAAAUAUAGUUAUAAGAGAAAACAAUAAGCAAAACAAAACUUUUAAAAAUAAAAAUGAAAAAAAUUAUGUUUCGGGCUCACUGGUUACAAGAGACAUCUCGCACCCGAAUGGACCAACAAUCAAUUCAACAGUUAUGGUACCUGAAAUUUCUCUCGUUGAAAAACACAUUCCAGACAGCAAAAAUUGUAAUAAGUCCUUUAUUCCCGAAAUUGCUUCACGCCCGUCAACACUUUCACUUGACAAAUUUAUCAUUAAUUCUAAAGUAUCUGACGUUUCACAUGUGCCUCAUACUUCAACUUUAAGUAGUCCAGAAACUCCUCGUCCCAACAAAUCGUAUGGACAAAUGUUUCAUAAUGGUCAUGCUUACACUUAUCUCGGGCUCAAGUGCUCUACUCGAAUGUUUUAUUGUACUCUAAACAGAACUCAACCUAUGUAUGUUCAACAUCAGCAUGGGAUUUCCAUGUAUUGCAAUUGGAAAAUAUGCGAAGAAAUAUCGACUACCUCCAAAUAUGAGCUCAGUAAUUAUGACUCAAGAAAUCGAUCUUCUAAUUACACUAUGGCUGGAGAUAAUUAUGAAGGAAUUAUUACUCAUUCAUUACAUCGACCAGAAAAGUUAAAUAAAAAAUGCAAAAGUCUAAUUCUCAAGAAUAACGAUGAAAAAAACUACUACAUAAAAGAUGAUUCUGAUAUCAGUGUAGAUGAUGAGAAAGACUACUUAUAUGUUCGAGGACGAGGUGAAGGCAAAUUAAAAUGUGAAAAAUGUGGAAUUCGUUGUAAGAAACCCUCUAUGAUGAAAAAACAUUUGAAGACUCAUACAAAUUUAAGGCCAUUUUCAUGCAAGCAAUGUUGCUUUAGCUUCAAAACUAAAGGAAAUUUGACAAAACACGAAAAAUCAAAAACUCAUUUUGAACAUCGAGCUGAUUCCAAUGAUAAAUUUAUCCGUCCAGAUUCUUUCGUCUUUAAUAAAGAAUUUGUGAGUUCUGAAGAUAGUUCUUCUAAAGAUGGUGAUUUUACUGCUGAAAGUACUUGUAAAAAACCUUAUAAUGACUGCAUGAAAAUUCAAGAAGCAGCUAAAAGUUUAUUAUGUCUCGCUGACACAACAAUGGAUCAUGCAAGGAAACCUACUAUCAGGCCAUUAACUUAUCCUUACGAUUCUAACAUAAAAAAUGAAAGCAUUUCUAAUGAUCAUUUACACUCAUUAAACGAAAGUUUUAUUGAAAAAAAUGUAAAUUCACCAAUAGAUUUGAGAAUAAAGCAAAAGAUGGAAGUGAACCUUAAUCAUAAAUCCGAACCUGCAAAAGUGCAUAACAACGAAUCUUUUAAUCAAAAAAUGAUACAAGCUUACGUUACAGAACGUCACUUACUUAAUGAUAAAUUAAAAGGCCACUGCAAAACAAUAUCAGUCAUAUCAGAAAAUUUUCAACCUGAUAAUAUUGAUCUACAUGAAACUCAGGAACUUACAAAUUAUAAUACUUUUUAUCAGCAUGAUAAUAUUACAGAUUUUGUUGAAAACCACACAUCACAUCAACCCCUUCAAGAAAAGCCAGAUUUACGUAAUUCAGUCAUUAUCAGAUCCAAUGAAAGUGAUGAAAUGUUAAUGAAAGAUGAUCCUUCCGCCGUUAUCAGUGACCCUAUAGAAGCUGAUAAUCCUGAAAUAUUAUAUUAUAAUAAAAACGAAAACGUGAAUGUUAAUGAACCGUCUAAGAGUGAAAAUUUAAUACAUAAAUUAAAUAAUUUAACAACUAACCCGAGUUUGUUAAAAUCUUCAUCGAUACAAACAAAAUCCCACUUUCUCAACAUAACAGAAAAAACACGAAGCAUGUGCAAUAUAUGUAAUAAGAUUUUCAAUAAACCAAGUCAACUCAGAUUACACAUAAAUAUACAUUAUUUUGAAAGACCAUUUAAAUGCGAAAGUUGUGGAACAUCAUUUCGAACUAAAGGUCACCUUACGAAACAUGAAAGAUCUACUCUUCAUCACAAUAAGGUUAGCAUGACUUCAACAUUUGGCACAGCUACCGCGUCGAAUCCUCGUCCAUUCAAAUGCAUUGAUUGUAAAUCAGCAUUCCGAAUCCACGGUCAUUUAGCUAAGCAUUUGAGAAGUAAAAUGCACAUAAUGAAAUUAGAAUGUUUACGAAAAUUGCCUUUCGGAACUUAUGCAGAAAUUGAGCGAUUGGGUAUCAAUUUGAAUGAAAUGGAUACUACAGACUGUAAUACUAGUCUAAAAAAUCUUCAAAUUAUAGCACGAGGAUUUGUGGAAAAAGAUGGUUUAACAAUAACCCAAGAAAAAAAGAAACAGUCAAGCCAAGAUGAAAGAUCUACACUACAUCAGGCUCCAUUAUCAAUUUCAACUAGUUUGUACGAUGUUGAAUCUACUGUUGAGUCAAAAAAGAUGACAAACCCAAAUGCUGAUAGAACAACCGAUUUAUUUCAAGAAAAUGAUUCGACUUAUUCAUCUUAUAAAGUUGAUGACCUAUGCCUUAACAAAGCGCAAGAAAUACGAAAUGACGAGUGAAAAAAGAUUUUUAACUGUUAAUGUAAUAAUAAGAGCUAUGAUUAUUUAAUAUCUUCGUAUAACUACAUUUUUGCAAUCAUUGUUGUAUGUCGUUUAAAAUUUGAGCCUAGUCAAUAUAAUGUUUCACGAUAAAUGGUGUCAGGGUUAAAAGUUUAAUUGCAUUAAUGAUGUACAUAUGCCUGAUCUUAUGUUCAUUGAAUAUAUGAAAUAUAAUAACAUUUUUCGAAACUUUUAUAUUAUAUCUUGUAAAAUCUACGUUGAUUUUAUAGUAGAUUUUAAGGUGCCUUAUUCUAUUUUAUAAAA